CGCCCGUUGUUGCCGCGUUCGAAGUUCCAUCCGGCCGCCGGCCCCCCCCGCGCGCCCCCGGCCCAGCCCGGCCGGCCCGGCCCGAUGCGGCGGAAGCAGAAGCGGCUGCUGCAGGCGCUGGGGCUGGCGCUGGCCGCCCUCGUCUUCCUGCCCAACGUGGGGCUGUGGUCCCUCGCCCGCGACCAGCGCCCGCCCCACGGCGCCGCCAGCCCCGCGCAGGGCUCGCACAUGAGGCAAAGGAAAGACCUGUACUUUGGUGAUGGACAAAGGAAAAAGGACUGGCAUGAUAAAGAAGCUAUAAGGAGGGACUUGGAGCGCACAGGAAAUGGAGAGCAAGGUAAACCAUACCCAAUGAUGGACGCGGAGCGAGUAGACCAAGCGUACAGGGAAAAUGGCUUCAAUAUCUUUGUCAGCGAUAGAAUUUCCCUUAAUCGCUCUCUUCCAGACAUCAGACACCCCAACUGCAAGAACAAGCUGUAUCUGGAGAAGCUCCCAAACACUAGCGUGAUAAUCCCGUUCCACAAUGAAGGAUGGUCAUCUCUUCUCCGGACAGUGCAUAGUGUCCUAAAUCGCUCCCCGCCUGAGCUGAUUGCGGAGAUUGUGCUGGUGGAUGAUUUUAGUGACAGAGAACAUCUCAAGAAGCGCCUGGAGGAUUAUAUGGCCCAGUUUCCAAGCGUGAGGAUCCUCCGAACCAAGAAGAGAGAAGGAUUAAUAAGAACGCGAAUGCUGGGUGCCUCUGUGGCAAUCGGAGACGUUAUCACCUUCUUGGACUCUCACUGCGAGGCCAACGUCAACUGGCUACCGCCUCUGCUAGACCGCAUCGCCCGGAACCGCAAGACGAUCGUGUGCCCGAUGAUCGACGUGAUUGACCACGACCACUUUGGCUACGAGACCCAAGCGGGUGAUGCGAUGCGGGGGGCAUUUGACUGGGAGAUGUAUUACAAGCGGAUCCCUAUUCCACCCGAGUUACAGAAACCUGAUCCCAGUGACCCUUUCGAGUCUCCUGUAAUGGCUGGAGGACUGUUUGCAGUCGAUAGAAAGUGGUUCUGGGAGCUGGGAGGGUAUGAUGCAGGUCUGGAGAUAUGGGGAGGAGAACAGUAUGAAAUAUCCUUUAAGGUGUGGAUGUGCAGCGGCCGCAUGGAGGACAUCCCUUGCUCCCGAGUGGGCCAUAUCUACAGGAAAUAUGUGCCAUACAAGGUCCCGACCGGAGUCAGCCUGGCACGGAACCUGAAACGUGUGGCCGAGGUGUGGAUGGACGAGUACGCCGAGUACAUCUACCAGCGGAGGCCGGAGUACCGGCACCUCUCCGCCGGGGACGUGGCUUCCCAGAAGGAGCUGCGCAGCAACCUCAACUGCAAGAGCUUCAAGUGGUUCAUGAACGAGGUGGCCUGGGACCUGCCCAAGUUUUACCCACCGGUGGAGCCCCCAGCUGCAGCGUGGGGAGAGAUCCGGAAUCUGGGCACCGGCCUGUGUGUAGACACGAAACACGGCGCGUUGGGAGCCCCGCUGCGGCUGGAAACCUGUGUGAAAGGCAGAGGGGAGGCAGCUUGGAACAACGUGCAGGUGUUCACGUUCAGCUGGCGAGAGGACAUCCGUCCCGGGGACCCGCAGCACACCAAGAAGUUCUGCUUCGACGCCAUUUCCCACAGCAGUCCCGUGACCCUCUACGACUGCCACGGGAUGAAGGGGAACCAGCUCUGGCGAUACAGAAAAGACAAGACGCUCUACCACCCAGUGAGCAGCAGCUGCAUGGACUGCAGCGAGAGCGACCGUAAGAUCUUCAUGAACACCUGCAACCCCUCCUCUCCCACCCAGCAGUGGCUCUUUGAACACAUGAACUCAACAGUCCUGGAAAAAUUUAACCGGAACCUCGACCUUUAAAGACUGCAGAUCUCUCUCGUGCUCUUGCUCUCUCUAUUUUACAGCUCUACGUUUUUACUGGGGAGGGUGACAGAAAAAUUUUUCUAAGAGUAAUUUUUUUUAAAAACAAUAGGUAAUUAAGGUAAAAGGGAGAAUCUCAGGAGGGGGCAUGGCGGGCAGGCCAGGCUUUAUUUUGAAGAUGCUGCAUCCUCUUGCGGGGACGGUGAGAUUGCAGGCGGCUUGGCCAGAGUUGUUUCCGGGGCCGAGGUGGGAGCCGGAGCUCUGGAUUUAGAGGGCACUGCAGGAUAUGCUCUGAGUGCGGAUGGGGUCCUUCCUUCCCCAGCUGGGGUGGCCACGAGCGAUCGCUGUGCCCUGCACGCAGUUCAGUGCUGCCCUCCCCUUCUGCCACCACGGUUCCAGAUAGGCACUUUACCUCUAGGCAUCCCUUGCACUCGAGCAUACAGCCCAGGGCCCGUGUAAUGGAGACCUUGGCACAUAGACACGGGCUUCCAGUGCAGCAGAACAGAGAACAAACGUGGCACGGAGCAUGUCUUCUGUGCCGCCCGGUUUAAAAUACACCCAGGGCAGCUCGGACCUCCUCAGCAUCUUCCAGAGGAAGACAUGAGUACGAGGGAUGUAUUGCAUGGGGCGGCAGGGCCAGGUGUUGAAACACAUUUCUGUAAAUGGUGGGCAGCAGUGGGAAACAUCCGUGCAUCUUACUGUCUGCCUCCCAUUACUGGGUCUUGCCGUGCCAAGGAGCAGGGAAGGGUUUUCUUGUCAAUGUUGCAGGCUGCAGCUCGGGUAGUCGUGGCACCUUGUACUUCUAAAGGACGAAAAGCACCGAGUACAAGCCCCCGGGGAGCAGGAGGCAGCCUGAGAGCACCCCAGGGCUUUGUGCAGGAAAAGCCCGCUCCAGGGAGCAGCCCCACUUUCUUUUCAAGGCUUAAAGCCAAAUUCAUACGGAGUACAGACAGCUGCACUUUGCUGAAUCCAGCUCCAGGGCUAUACAUGGGCCUUGGUCUUCCAUGACCCUAUCGUUCAUCUGUCUGUAGUUUGUGGCUGUUCCCCUUGUAAAUACUGGAGCUUACACCACUGUUAGGGAGCCCCCCAGGAGGACACGGCUUUAGAGCAGCGGUUCUCACCUGGGAUGCCACGAGACCCUUUUCAAGAUGCCACGCAAUACUAGCACUAUUCGGUGCAUAAACACCUACACGUGAUUGCCAAGAUAGACCCAGAGAUUUCAAGCAAUGGUGCUGCUGAAUGCCAAAGUGUUAUGGAGGGUGCCUGGGAUCUGACAAGGUUGAGAGCCACUGCUUCAGAGCAUUAGUCUUCGUGCCCGUGUCACACUGCCACGUACCCUUCAUGUGAUGGGCAGCCUCUUUGCUUCAAGCAGGAUUCAGAACUGGGAUGAAAGGAAGGAAAGUGCAGGCUAAGGACAUGGUGGGCUCUGCCUCUUGGAUGUCUGCAGCAAGUUAAUAUGCUGUCUGGAGUAUACUGGGUGCUGGGCAAUAGGGAUUUGGGACUAGCUCAUCUUGAUUUAUUGGUAACGAAAAUAGCCAGAGGGUUUUGCUGGGAUUUGCUGGUGAGCUGGGCCUCUGGCCACACUGUCAGGUGGGGCAUCCACUCUUCGACUCAUGUCCUAGGAAACCUUCGUGGUAGAUGCUUGCAGCAGAGAGUGAGCAGUGACCAGCUCUAGGUGAUGGCAGGACUCAUAAGUCACCCCACAGUUAACUCUUGCCAAGAUGCUGCCCACACACAUUUGCCAUGCCAUUGCCCAGCUCUCAGUUUGACCUGCUGUCUCCACAGGCAUAAUAGGAAAGGAAGGCAUGGGCAUCAGGAAGGGCUGAACCACUGGCUUGGGAAGAGCAGCCAUGAGGUUGCAGGAAGACCUGAUAACAGCAACAAAAAAAGCUCCAUGAUCCAGGCUUCUUCCUCACCAUGCUGCACGAGGUUGCUCCCUGGCAGCUCCCCUCUCUCCUACAAGGCAGGACUUCAGCCGUUCAUGCUGCAACACUUUGGGAGGGCCUCAGAUGCCUCUUGGCAUGCCUACAUACUUCAGUGCAGGUUACUCGUGCAUGGGAGUGGGUGGAGGUUUCAUUUUAGGAUGCUGCCGCUUGCUGUGUUGUGCCCCAUUGGGAGGGCGGAGAGGAGAGCGUGGCACACACGAGUGCCCUUUCUUGAGCCGUGUUUCUGGUCCCCCAAGAGCAGCAGCCAGCUCCAGCGGUGGAGGCUGUAGGGCCCAGACCCACGUUGCACCGGGUCACCGUUAGCUGAUUAAGGGACCCUUUUGCUUUGAGAGUGUCUGUAGGGGGGAGCCCUUCCUCUUCCCUGGGGGAGAGCACUGAUUUCCAGAGCUUUGCAUGUCUGUUGGGUGCUUCCUCAAAGUUAUUAAUGCUUUCGUUAGCCUGGCGGUACUGACUGCCGAGCGCUAAAUGGCCUGACGAGAUGUCUUUAUGAAUGUUUUAGUACCCAUGGAACAAGAAGCCGUUUGUAUGAGAAUGGCACCAGUUUAUUAUAAUAGGGACACCAAGUCGGUAAAUGAUCUAUAAAUCUAUGGCAGGUCAUUCCCCUGCAGCUAGUAACAUUAGUGCCUGCAUUUUAGUUCCUCACCUAAUGAAAGGAUCCGCUUCUGUUUGAGUUAUGUGACUGGCUUUGUACUUGGGCUCACCUUGCGAGCAAAGUUUGGAGCUCUCCAUUGCUCAGCUUUUGGCAGAUGCUGGCUGCAGAGAGGAGGUAGCGAUAGGAAAGGCAGCCUUUUGCCUCCCAGUCAGCAAUCUGAAUUGCGCUCAGAGAAACUGGCUGGCAGCCUGCGCCCGAUGGGUAGGUGGGCUUAACGCAGUCCCUGCUUGAUGCACACGUGCCCGCUAACACCGGCACCGUGGCUAUCAGACUCGGCACAGAAGCCGAGAAGCUGUCCUCUCCAAAACUAACCCAUCCAGGUGUGUUGCUGACCCAUUUGACAAAGCACUGGGUUUUGGGUGGAGCAUCCUGUGAAUUCCCAGCGUCUCUGCCUGCUGGUUUGGUGGUUUCCUCAAUCUGUUAAUUUACUGGCAUUAAUUAUACGUGUCGGUACCCCACAGGCUUUGUUGACUAAUGGGUAGUAUUACCAUUGCCAGCCCCCCUGCUGACUGAGAAAUAGAAACUGUAUUUCACCAUCCACAUCUUUAAUUGAGCUUCUGCUGGGCAGGCCAGUUAAUUAUUCCAAUUACUUUUAGUUAUUUAUAAGUAAAAUUGCUUAGGCAUGAAUCCAUAGACAUCCUCAUGUUUGCAUGUGAGUCAAGUUUGGGGCUUUCACGCCAUCGAGCCCUUAAUGGGAAGCACAUGCUCUUUGUUUUUACCCCCAAAAUGGUUAUUUACAGCGUUACCCUUGGCUGCAUAAGUCACGCUGCUUGAAGCACCACUGGGCAUCAUGCCCGCGAGGUGCUCUGGGACCUGCAUGGACGUAGGUGGGCACCGAACGCUCUUCCAGCUCGUGCUUGUUUCAUAGCGGUGCUAACGCCCGACCCUGCGAGCAGACAAGACGGGGUUGGUGUCCUGUGCGCUUUAGAAAGGAGUGUUUUGGGGUUUUUUUUCUUUUUUCUCCCCUUCCCCAAGAGGAAUGAUGGGCUGGGCUUCAUGGAAGAGGAAUACAGCAUCCUUAAAAUAAAGACGUGCCUUUUUAAAUGCAAAUGGACAGCAAAUGCUUAAACUUGAACCAAUUCCUAGUGCCUUGCUGGACAAGAGUGAAGGGGGCUAGGGGGAGGGAGGGAGGGCGGGGGGGCAGGGAGCUGCAAGAAAGCUUGAUGCAUUGUGCAAUUACCAUUCGGGUGUGUGCGUGUGCGUGUUUUUAAAUGUCCAGUUUUAUGUGCAAACGGGAGGAGGGCAAGAGGCUGCAAGGUGGGGUCGGAAGAUGCAGAGGCCCCUGGGUUUCUACAUGCACUGGGUUGUCUACGAAUUGCUUUUCAUCACACUCGAUGUGAAGGCUGAAGAUGGAAGCCUCUUCUCGGCCCCGAGUAGGAGUUAAGCAGAUGUUGAAUUGCAGGAUUUCUCGGCUGGCUGCUGUUUGUGUUGAUCUCCCUGGCAAAGGCACAUGUAUUUAUCUGUUCAACCUGCAUCCAGGAUUUUGCAAUUUUAUACUUGAACUGUUCAGACACGAGGUCUCUAUCCGACAGUCCCACAGGUCCGUCCACCGAAGCGAAAGGCUAAUGAGAUGACUUCUAUAAAGUCGGCACCGUGGAUCCGUGGGAAGCGUGGGGAAAACAUUUAAAUGCCGUAAUGCAGAAGUAACAAGAAAGCAGUGGACCAUGAGCUGAAUAUGAGCCAACAGUGUGCUCUUGUUGCAAAAAAAAAAAAAAAAAAAGCAAGCCAACAGCAUCCUGGGUUGUUUCAAAAGGAGCAUGUAUCACUUGCAAAUCAAAGGAAGUGAUUCUUCCGCUCAUUCAGCCCCUGGGAGACCUCCCCUGCAGUCCUGUGUCCAGUUUUGGCUCCCACACUUCAAGAAGCAUGUGGACAGAAUGGAAAGUCUAGCACGGAGCAACAAAAAUGACACUUAGGGGCCUGGGAAGUCAGACUUGCAAGGAAAAGCUGAAAGAACUAGGGUCAUUUAGUCUGGAAAAGAGAAGACAGUGGGGGAUGGUUUGAUAAGUCUCUUUAGAUACCUGCAUGGAGAUGGGCUUUUCUCUGUGACCAAGGGGACAGGACUAGCAGCAGUGGCCUACUGAUAUUAAAUCUGCAGCAGCGGAAAUUUAGGUCGGAAAUGAAGACAUUUCUGACUCUGAAGGUGGUCAAGCGUUGGACAGAUGGGUAGACACGGUGGCAUCUCCAUCCUGGGCAGUUCUCAAGAGCAGGUUGGACAGACCCAUGGGUGGGAUGAUCGAGUCAGGGAUGCUCCUGCCCUGAGCAGGUGGCUGAACUAGACGAGUUGGCAAGGUCCCUUCCAGUCGUGCUUUCCUCUGAUCCUUCGUCGUCUUCCCUCCGCUCUGCAGCUGCUCGCGGCAUUUAAACUGGAUCAGGCAGUUCAGCAAGCUUUCCCUGUGCUUCUCUGGGAGCCGGCCUGUUUCAAAGCCUACAAGACACUUGUGAGCUCGGUGCACAGCCGCCUGGCGUAAGCACCAUGUCCCCAGAGCGAUUGCAGAGCCAAGCGACUGCAGUGGGUUUGCUCGCGUAGAAGCCACGCGGGCGACCUGGAGGAGCGCUUGGCUGAAGGGGAGCAGGCUUUUCAUUUGUCUUUUUUUUUUUUUUGCUGCAAUCAGGAUGGAAAAUGUUUGUGGCUGGGCUGUGGGGACAGCUGGGAGCCAUCGGCCCGUAACGCUGGGCGAGAAACGAACCCCCAAGCCUGGCAGGGGUUCACCCCUCCGGCUGGCUGUGUUUUGGCUCAUUAGUGCGUGAGGGUCAGGGGUGCACGUUGUGCCGCGUUACUGCCCUUCCCGGCCCCUGCGUUCCCGCAAGCAGACGAGUAAUGAGAUGCACCCGAACGCUGAAGGCUGAGUGCCGCACUUGUGAGUUAACAGCCCACGGCGGAGGGAGCAUUAAAUGCCCAAGGCAGCCGUUACCAAACAUAAAAACCAGCAAAGCGCUUUGCUGUUUCCAUUCUGAAAGGAUCGUUUGCCACAAAGAUCUUCUAAUGGUUUGUUUUUGUUUUAUUUUAUACGGAUUAAUAACGUGGCAAAGCAGCGUCGUCAACCUACGGGAGAGGCGUAUCGGCCACCGCCGGGGUUUCUGCAAAGCUUCAAGUACUUGCAGGGGAGACGGCCUGGCCCAGUGCCCCGGGGCUCUGCUCCCAGCUCAGCUACUGGUCGGCUGGUUGAGUGCCCAGUGCCCCCAUCUGUAAACAUGGGUAAUAUUUACCUCCUCCGGUAAGUGCCCUGCCACGUACCGAUGAAGAGGGGUCGCGCGAUUCAAUCCAAGUGACAAUUGGCGAAUGCAAUUCGGAGCGACGUCGGAGGAACGGUGUGGCGCGUCCAGACUGGGGAUGCCGAGAGGCGAAGAUCCCGCGGCACAGGGUCGUCUUCGCUUGCAGGCUCGUCGCCCGUCGACUAAGCUGCGUGCUUGCCUUGUCUGGGUUGCAGCUUCUAGGUGGAACCAUCCCAAAGUGACCUGCCCCUGCGCCGCGCUCAGUGUCACGCGUCACCCCGAGACCCACGCAUGAGCCGUCGUAAAAACCAGAGUCGAGUAGCUUUGUUCGGGUGUUUUGGGCUCGCUGACCAGGCUCUUCCUCUCUUCACAUUGUGUCCUCAACUUUCCCGAUGCUUCUGCGUUGCCCAGGAGGCUGCAGCGAUUCCAGCAGUUGCAUGAGGUUUCGCUCUUCGCCACGGAGGAACCACAAGGUCUUAAAACCACUCGUUCAGCAUGAGGAGGAAAGCGCUUAUCCCAGCUAGCAAGCAGAUGAAUGUGAAUGUGGCUCAAGAAAUGAUAUACAAACUAAUCGAGCUAAUAGAUUAAAACAUUAGCCCUUAGGGUAAUAACAAAUAGCCUUAACUUUUAGGAUGUCAGUUUAAAAUGCAGCCUCCGGGGCCUCGGUGGUACGAUCUGAGUUCAUUCACUCCUUGUACUGCAUGCAUUUUAACUUAUUGACUUUCAAACUGGACGGUGCCUCUUAAAGCAGUGUAUAUUUAUUUCUGCGCGUAUUAGGACCAAGCUCCUAACAGCCGGGGAGGGCAAAGGAUGUCUAGCACUUUAAUGUAGUCGCUUUCAUACGUCGGAGAUCGUUCGGAUAGAAUGCAUAGUGUUUUUAAAAGUUGAAUGGACUUCCUUUUAUAAUAUAUUUAAAAUAAAUUUUUAAUGUGUUUUCUGACA
Molecule: messenger RNA, 8634 nt
Organism: Alligator mississippiensis (American alligator)
Lineage: Eukaryota; Metazoa; Chordata; Crocodylia; Alligatoridae
Gene: GALNT10
Product: polypeptide N-acetylgalactosaminyltransferase 10
Exons: 12
Coding region: 85-1881 (598 amino acids)
Cellular component (GO): Golgi apparatus
Source: RefSeq, a predicted model, not a curated record